Messenger RNA from Nerophis ophidion (straightnose pipefish), 5586 nucleotides. RefSeq names its product endothelin receptor type B-like. Gene Ontology annotation, cellular component: membrane. Gene Ontology annotation, molecular function: endothelin receptor activity. NCBI's taxonomy places the organism in Eukaryota, Metazoa, Chordata, Actinopteri, Syngnathiformes, Syngnathidae. The transcript has 8 exons. Gene Ontology annotation, biological process: G protein-coupled receptor signaling pathway; enteric nervous system development; vasoconstriction. The coding region runs from base 294 to 1643 and encodes 449 amino acids. The record is from RefSeq and is a predicted model, not a curated record.
GACAACACACACACACACACACGCACACACACACACACUUUGCAAAGUCUCCACAGGAAACCGUGAGCCAUAAUGCGAAGGCACCUCGGAGCAGACUGCCGCCUUCGCCUCAAACCAAGUGGGAUACGGUCGCGGGGCUUUGAUAGCGCGUUAAUUACUCAUGUGAUGUGAUACAGAUGUCUGGGGGCUUCAGCCGAAAGUUUGCCUGACGCUUUCCGAGGGGGCCAGGCAGACAUUUUCUAGAGAAGCGUGAGAAGUUGGGAGUGGCAUCAAAGCCCGGACUGCGUUCCGACAUGGGCACGGCGGUGGCACAUAUGUUGGUGCUAACAUGCUGUGUGGCAGCCAGAGGAAUGUGCCAAGCGAACAAGGCGGCGGUGGCGGCGGCGGCGGCGGAGGACGACGGCCAACACGGCGGAUUGCUCUUCCACUCCACCCCGCGGCCUCCCGGCCUGCGCAGAGCCUUCGUGGCCAGCACGGACGCCUGGGGGCCGGCCGCACACAACCAGGGACCCGGCUGGGCGAACACCACGGUCAAAAGGAAGCCGCUUCCGCCGCCGCCGCCCAUGUGCCGCGGGAGCACUUCCAUUAAGGACUACUUCAAGUACAUCAACACGGCCAUCUCCAUUGUGGUGUUUGUGGUGGGCCUGGUGGGCAACGCCACCCUGCUCAGGAUCAUAUACCAGCAGAAGUGCAUGAGGAACGGGCCCAACGCCCUCAUCGCCAGCCUGGCCCUGGGGGACCUCAUGUACAUCAUCAUCGACAUUCCCAUCAACGUCUACAAGCUUCUGGCGUCACGCUGGCCGUUUGACGACAGCACGGUGGGCUUGUGUCUCUGCAAGCUCUUUCCCUUCCUGCAGAAAGCCUCAGUGGGCAUCACCGUCCUCAACCUGUGUGCCCUCAGCGUGGACAGGUAUCGAGCGGUCGCAUCUUGGAGCCGAGUGCAGGGCGUCGGCAUUCCGCUCCUCACCGUCCUGGAAAUCGUCUCCGUCUGGCUUUUGUCGCUCAUCCUGGCCAUCCCGGAGGCCAUCGGCUUCGACAUGGUCAGCUUCAACUACAGGAACGAGAGCAUCCGCACCUGCAUGCUGUACCCUAAGUCCGACUUCAUGAUGUUCUACAAGGAAGCAAAGGACUGGUGGCUGUUUGGCUUCUACUUCUGCAUGCCGCUGAUCUGCACCGCCGUCUUCUACACCUUGAUGACCUAUGAAAUGCUCAACCACAGGAACGGCAGCCUCCGCAUCGCCCUGACCGAGCACCUCAAACAGAGAAGGGAAGUGGCCAAGGCCGUCUUCUGCCUGGUCCUCAUAUUCGCCCUCUGCUGGUUCCCACUUCACCUCAGCAGGAUCCUGAAGAAGACGGUCUACGCCCAGAACGACGUGACGCGCUGCGAUCUGCUCAACUUCCUGUUGGUGCUGGAUUACUUCAGCAUCAACCUGGCCACCGUCAACUCCUGCAUCAAUCCCAUCAUCCUCUACUUUGUCAGCAAAAAGUUCAAAAACUGCUUCAAGUCGUGCUUGUGUUGCUGGUGCUACUCCGACAGCCAGCUGAGCAGCAUCGGGCCCCUGAACGGCACCAGCAUCCAGUGCAAGAGCCCCGACCCCAACAACGUGGCCACCGACCGCAUCCUCAGGAAGGACAGCGACUGAGCGCGCACCAGAGGACUUUUUGCAACCGCUAUAACCGCCUUAGCUCGCCUUGAUUAUACGCAUUAAUAACAGGAACAAGACCCAAGUGUUGGAAAGGAAGUGGACAAAAGGACAGCAAGACGAGGAAGAAUCUCGAUAAAAAAAACUGAAUUCUCGCCAUGAUUCCAGUAAACGGACUGUGGGAGAAAAAGCAAAACAAGCGGCAGUCAAAGGGAAUGAUGGGAAACAGGAAACUAUAAAAUAGAUGCACUCAUUUAUUUGCGUUCUUUGUGCAGGAUCAUUUUUUCCCCUGAAUGUUCCAAUGCUGUAAAUCCAUUUUCUACCGCUUGUCCCUGUCGGGUUCACAGGAGGAGCCUGUCCCAGUCGGUGCGAAUCAGACUUUUCACAAACCCGGAGGGUCAAGUCCCAAAAUGUUGAUUUAAUACAGGGGUGUCCAAAAGUGCGGCCCGUGGGCCAUUUUUUUAACAGCCCCACGGCAAAUUUUCAAAAUACGAUUGAAAAAUGUUUCAAACGUAAAAAGUGAUAUAAAAGAGCAAACGGGUGAAAUGUAACAAGAAAAUGUUGCAAUGUUUACUCUAAUAACACAAAGCUGCCAUGCAGGCUGUUUCUUUCUUUAAAAAAUAAUAAUGAAUCAAAAUCAAUGUCAUUAUGAAUUAUUGACCUAUUCAAGGCUCCAAUUAGGUCACGUUAAAUAUUCCACUUUGAGAUAUUUUUGGGGGAAAUGUUGCAUAUUUUGUGUUUGCCAUAUAAAAAACUGUGCUGUUUUUUUUUUUUUUUAAGAAGGGCCUAAAACAAACAAAAAACAAACAAUAAAUAAAACUGAUGAAUCUGAAGUUGAUUUCAAGAUUAUUGUGUUAAAAAUAGACAGUAAAAAAAAUGUAUAUUUUCUAAAACUUUAAUGAACACUUUUGGAAUCCCCAAUAAUUUUAGUGUGAUUUGUUUUGAAGUGUCAUUGCUGAAAAAAUAAUAAUUGAUUAAAAUCAAUGGUGUCAUGAGUUAUUGACCUUAUCAAUGCUCCAAUUAUUAUAUAAUAUAUUCGACUUAAAAAUUAUUGGAUGAAAAUAUUGCAUAUUUUGUGAUUUUUCCAUAAAAAAAAGUUUUUUGGUGACAAAAAGAGCAUACGACUUACAUCUUUAAAGUCAUUAUAUUGACAGAUAGACCUGAUGUUGAUCUAGAGAUUUAAAACGUGAAUAAUAAUAAAAAUAAUGAUACUGAAUAAUGACAUAUUUUUAAUAUUUUUUGGACCAAAACCCUUUGGGAUCCCCAGGUUCAAGCCUGAGUGGAGGCCCAAAUGUAUAUUUUUUAUACGUAUAUUGUAUUGUUUUUUAUAAGUAAAUGGCCCUUGCUUGCUUUGAUUUUUCAGUGUGCGGCCCUCGGUGGAAAAAGUUUGGACACCCCUGAUUUAAUAGAAUAGAAUAGAAUGCCUUCUAUGGCCACUAUGCACAUGUGCACUGAGAUUAAAAGCCACUCCAGUAUCGACGAGUCAACGAAACGUUCAGCGUUACGUCGAUUAGCAGGUUUGAACUUUUUUCGCCGAAACUAUGUGAAUUUUGCCAUAUUUCGGAAUCUUUUCACCGCAGAAAUUGUACAAACCCCGUUUCCAUUUGAGAUGGGAAAUAGUGUUCGAUGUAAAUAUAAACAGAAUACAAUGAUCAUUUUCAAGCCAUAUUCAGUUGAAUAUGCUACAAAGACAACAUAUUUGAUGUUCAAACUCAAACUUUUUUUUUUUGUUGGAAAUAAUCAUUAACUUUAGAAUUUGAUGCCAGCAACACGUGACAAAGAAGUUGGGAAAGGUGGCAAUAAAUACUGAUAACGUUGAGGAAUGCUCAUCAAACACUUAUUUGGAACAUCCCACAGGUGUGCAGGCUAAUUGGGAACAGGUGGGUGCCAUGAUUGGUUAUAAAAACAGCUUCCCAAAAAAUACUCGGUCUUUCACAAGAAAGGAUGGGGCGAGGUACACCCCUUUGUCCACAACUGUGUGAGCAAAUAGUUUAAGAACAACCUUUCUCAAAGUGCAAUUGCAAGAAAUUUAGGGAUUUCAACAUCUACGCUCCAUAAUAUCAUCAAAAGGUUCAGAGAAUCUGGAGAAAUCACUCCAUGUAAGCAACAUGGCCGGAAACCAACAUUGAAUGACCGUGACCUUCCAUCCCUCAGACGGCACUGUAUCAAAAACCGACAUCAAUCUCUAAAGGAUAUCACCACAUGGGCUCAGGAACACUUCAGAAAACCACUGUCACUAAAUACAGUUGGUCGCUACAUCUGGAAGUGCAAGUUGAAGCUCUACUAUGCAAAGCGAAAGCCAUUUAUCAACAACAUCCAGAAACGCCUCCGGCUUCUCUGGGCCCGAGAUCAUCUAAGAUGGACUGAUGCAAAGUGGAAAAGUGUUCUGUGGUCUGACGAGCCCACAUUUCAAAUUGUUUUUGGAAAUAUUCGACAUCGUGUCAUCCAUCCGGACCAAAGGUGAAGCGAACCAUCCAGAUUGUUAUCGACGCAAAGUGUAAAAGCCAGCAUGUGUGAUGGUAUGGGGGUGCAUUAGUGCCCAAGGCAUGGGUAACUUACACAUCUGUGAAGGCACCAUUAAUGCUGAAAAGGUACAUACAGGUUUUGGAACAACAUAUGCUGCCAUCUAAGCAAUGUUUUAAUGGACGCCCCUGCUUAUUUCAGCAAGACAAUGCCAAGCCACGUGUUACAACAGCGUGGCUUCGUAAAAAAAGAGUGCGGGUACUUUCCUGGCCCGCCUGCAGUCCAGACCUGUCUGUCAUGGAAAAUGUGUGGUGCAUUAUGAAGCGUAAAAUACGACAGCGGAGACCCCGGACUGUUGAAGGACUGAAGCUCUACAUAAAACAAGAAUGGGAAAGAAUUCCACUUUCAAAGCUUCAACAAUUAGUUUCCUCAGUUCCCAAAUGUUUAUUGAGUGUUGUUAAAAGAAAAGGUGAGGUAACAGAGUGGUGAACAUGCCCUUUCCCAACUACUUUGGCACAUGUUGCAGCCAUGAAAUUCUAAGUUAAUUAUUAUUUGCAAAAAAAAAAAAUGAAGUUUAUGAGUUUGAACAUCAAAUAUGUUGUCUUUGUAAUGCCUUCAACUGAAUAUGGGUUGAAAAUGAUUAGCAAAUCAUUGUAUUCCGUUUAUAUUUCAAUCAAUCAAUCAAUCAAUGUUUACUUAUAUAGCCCUAAAUCACUAGUGUCUCAAAGGGCUACAUCUAACAUAAUUUCCCAACUCAUAUGGAAACAGGGUUUGUACAAAAACAACCAGCGGUAGGAACUGCUAAAUGUUAAAAGUCCGUAUUCACAUUAAUACGCCAUGAAAAAAACACAUUUAUUUUUAUUCCGAAUAUUCAUUAUUUUGCUAUCCCAAAUUACUCGUGUUCUUACGCACAGAAAAGUGGAUUGGAGAAUUUGACGCAAAAGUUAGCAUCAUGCUAACAUAGCUACAGUAGGGAAGGGAGGCUCCAUUACUGGGUGGAUCUCGCGUAAGAGGAAGAGGGGUUUAAUCAUUUUGCUGAAAUUUGACGGGGAGCGCCAUUCUGUGGUCAAUGUUGGGAUUGCCACAAAACACAUUUGAAAAUAUUCAAACACUCCACUUUAGCUGCCAAAUGGCAGUAGAUAGUACACCCUUAAUUUGUCACGUUUCAUCUGUCAGGUAAACCACGACGAAUGGGGCAAUGUGAAUGGCCUUCCUACUGUAACACCUGGACAGCUUGGUUGAAAUGUUCAAAAGUAUGUAAUAAGGGUUGUGAAUGUUUGGGUACAACACGAUUCAAUUCGAUUGUUGGGGGCAACGUUUCAACUCAGAAUCGAUUCGAAACUAUUCUAAAUCAAAUGUUUUUUGUUUUUUUUUUUAAUAACAUUGGGUGCCGGCUUUAUGAUUAUCUACAUCAGCUUUGAUGAAUUGUAUAUGACUUAAAAGACAACGGUUUUAAAAAUAAAUAAAUAAAUAAAUGGUA